Stegostoma tigrinum is the source of this 2141-nucleotide messenger RNA. RefSeq names its product NF-kappa-B inhibitor alpha-like. NCBI's taxonomy places the organism in Eukaryota, Metazoa, Chordata, Chondrichthyes, Orectolobiformes, Stegostomatidae. The transcript has 6 exons. Bases 83 to 1057 code for a protein of 324 amino acids. Gene Ontology annotation, molecular function: protein binding. The record is from RefSeq and is a predicted model, not a curated record.
GUGAUAUUCCGGAGAAGAGCAUGUGUAUGUGUGGGGUCUGUGUUCAAAAGUAGCAAGAAAGUGGUAGUGCUUGUGCUUGUGAAUGAGCAGGAUGGCUGUUAUUUCAGUCAAUUUCAGGGAGUUUCAGGUGAAUGACAGGGAUGGCAAACUACAGGAUGGAAAGCCUGGGUUGGAAGGCGAGAGAUUGGACAGUGGUAUCGAUUCCAUGAAAGAGGCGGAUGGGACCCUGGGCAGUGUCACUGAUCAGCUUGCUGACCUGAAUGUGACCAGCGGCAGUGCGGACAGAGCACUCCACAACUGGACAAAGUUCAGGACUGAAGACGACGACACGUUCCUCCAUCUGGCAAUUCUGCACCAGCGCCCAGACAUUGCUAGUUUCCUGUUGUGGUCUGAGCCAUCCAUUACUGACGUCUGCAACAGGUCCCGACAGACACCUUUGCAUCUGUCAGUGAUCAUGAGGAUGCCGGGAGUGACCAGGGAGCUGGUACAAGCUGGGGCCGACCUGAGGAGUUUGGACAGCUUUGGGAAUACCCCAUUGCAUCUGGCCUGCGAGCAGGGAGACCUGGACUGCAUUAAUGUGCUCCUUGAUCCGAUGGGCACUGGCAAGGCCACACAGCAGCACCAGGCACAAGAUCUGGAAUGGCGUAAUUACUGCGGUCUCACAUGUCUUCACAUCGCAGUGAUGAAAGGGAAUUGUGAAGUAGUGGCACGAUUGCUACUUUCAGGAGCCAACAUUAAUGCUCAGGAAUCGAACAGUGGGAGGACACCCCUGCACCUGGCGGUUGAGUUUCAGCAUCGGGAGGUGAUGCAGCUCCUCAUUGAGCAUGGCGUGGAUGUCGAUCGAUUAACGUAUAACAGCUGCACAGCCUUCCACCUGACAGCGGGCCGUCCCGAUCUCUGGAUCCGGGAGCAGCUUUCCCAGCUCACCAACUCCUCACUGAUCCCGCUCUGCGAAUCCUCUGAUUCUGAAUCUGAGGCAGACUGGGAUGCCCGGUCGGAUUGCGAGAUGCCUCUGGACUACGAUGAUCUUCAAAUCAGAGGCCUUUCCUUCCAUUGAUCACUGAAUAUAAUCAAAGCUGUCCAUCAACAUGUGUUCCAACUGAGACAAUGAUCGUGUCAUUGAAGGGGAGCUUACAAACAGAUUAUGCUUACAGCGUCGACCUCUUCUCACCCCGUGUCCCACACACCCAUUCCCAUCCUUCCGCAGAUCCUCCGGAGAUUCGGCUGCCAGGAGGACGAGUCACCACGAGCCAGGAUGCUGACUGUAUCAAACAGAGCACCGUGUAGCUCACUGUACCUUCAAAAACCAGCACUUUUCGAGAGACCAUUGAAAGUGCUGGUGGAGAAUGAGGAAAUGAGGGAAUGUGAAGGACCAGUCCGUGCAGUAAUGAUACAGGAUUAUACAUGAACAUAGGAACCCAGAGGGCAGAAAUGAGCCAGAAACUUGGGACAUUUCCUCUUGCCCUUGUCUCUCUUCGUCAGGACAAGGGGCAAGAGGAGCAUGUUAACUUCUUUUAGAUUAUUGUUGAUAUGUAAUGGGAAUGGGAUAUCCUCUCUUCAUUCCCAUUCAGCCUCACUAUGGCUAAAGCCAUGAAUCAUUGGCCACUGGUGAUUCCUGCCUAACUCAUUACAGACGCAUGGUUUGAGAAAUAACCCCAUGGUUGGGGGCUGGAGCAUUUGUUUUUGAGAGUCACUGAACUUGAAGUUCAGUCUAUGCACAUUAACAGAUGAGAAGAGAGAUUGUGACCAGGGAGGGGGUAGGUGGUUUAAUCCCAACCAGACUCACCCAAGGUUGAGUGAGAGAUUGCACUGGGCCAUAGUGCGAAUGCAAGGCCAACACUGUUAGGUGGUACAAUAGCCCAGAAGGUAUCUUUUAGCACUGAUGACUUUGGGUUCAAAUCUCAUCUUGAGAUGAAGCCUGUUGCUGUUGACUGGAGAGAUAUAGUACAGGAACUGAAGCUGAGAUAUCUCAAGCUAGUUUCUAUUGAGCCUUGGCCCAUGAUGCUAAACUCCCUCCUCACUUGAGGGUGGAUCUCUCAGUGGGAGAAGCUACUCAGACCAGGGUUCAACCCCACAGCAAGUGGGACCAAGGCCUGAAUGACAUGACACAGCUUCAAUUCAUUAACUUCUUCCUAAGAGUU